AAUAGAAAGUAAAAGGAAUUCCCGUUAGUUUCCGAGGUUUGUUGAUCAUCGAUCGAGAUUCGAGAGGGACAUGGCAACUUCAAAAUUGGCAGCAGCGACGGCUGAGAGGGUGGUGAAGGCGACGAGACGGCAAGCCCUAACUUUAACAGAAGCGGCGGCGGGUAGGAUACGCCACCUCCUACAGCAGCGCCAACGCCCUUUCCUUAAACUCGGCGUCAAAGCUCGCGGUUGUAACGGCCUUUCGUAUACCCUAAAUUACGCAGAUGAAAAAGGGAAAUUUGAUGAGUUGAUUGAGGAAAAGGGUGUGAAGAUAUUGAUAGAUCCAAAGGCUCUUAUGCAUGUUAUUGGUACCAAAAUGGACUUUGUGGACGACAAGCUCAGAUCUGAAUUUAUAUUUAUCAAUCCAAACUCAAAAGGGCAGUGUGGUUGUGGUGAAUCUUUUAUGACAACAAGUAGCACAGAAUCUACAAAAGCUGGUGGCACUUCUUAGUCAAAUUCACAACAAGUUACGUAUCUUGUAUAGAAGGUGUCAAAAAUUAUAUAAUUGCAUAUGUAGAUUAUAAUAUUUAUGAUGAUGAUAAUAAUAAUUGCCUUUCAAGUGAGAAAAGGAAGUUAUUUUCUUGUUCUUGCCUAGAUCUAGAAGCAACGAACUUGUCAUUAUUGGCCCACAAAAUUUGAUCUUUGUUUCUAAGUAAAUUGGAUUUAGUGCAUCUAUAUUAUUUCGUCAAUUGUAAGAUUUGUUUGUUUGUUUCU
Lactuca sativa (garden lettuce) is the source of this 753-nucleotide messenger RNA. RefSeq names its product iron-sulfur assembly protein IscA-like 1, mitochondrial. The record is from RefSeq and is a predicted model, not a curated record. Gene Ontology annotation, biological process: iron-sulfur cluster assembly. Lineage: Eukaryota; Viridiplantae; Streptophyta; Magnoliopsida; Asterales; Asteraceae. Gene Ontology annotation, cellular component: cytoplasm; mitochondrion. Gene Ontology annotation, molecular function: 2 iron, 2 sulfur cluster binding.